Messenger RNA from Mugil cephalus (flathead mullet), 930 nucleotides. Its product is annotated as olfactory receptor 6N2-like. Gene Ontology annotation, molecular function: G protein-coupled receptor activity; olfactory receptor activity. Bases 1 to 930 code for a protein of 309 amino acids. The record is from RefSeq and is a predicted model, not a curated record. Gene Ontology annotation, biological process: G protein-coupled receptor signaling pathway. Lineage: Eukaryota; Metazoa; Chordata; Actinopteri; Mugiliformes; Mugilidae. The transcript has a single exon. Gene Ontology annotation, cellular component: membrane.
AUGAUGCAGAAUGUUUCAGUGAGCGCUGUGUUUACGCUGGCAGGGUUAGGUGGGAUUUCAUACUACAGAGUUCCUCUGUUUGCUCUCACUUUGCUGUGUUACGGUGUGAUUUGGCUGUUGAAUCUAACUAUUAUUGUGACAAUCAUCGUGGAUAAAAAUCUGCAUGAACCCAUGUACAUCUUCCUCUGUAAUCUGUGCAUCAAUGGACUCUAUGGGACAUCAGGUUUUUAUCCCAAAUUCCUCAGUGAUCUUCUGUCUACCACUCAUGUCAUCUCUUAUGCUGGAUGUCUUUUACAGGGUUUUGUGUUGCACUCUUCAGCCUGUGCUGACUUAUCUUUUCUAGCUCUGAUGGCCUAUGACAGAUAUGUGGCUAUAUGCCAACCUCUGGUGUACCACUCUGUGAUGACUAAACAAAGAAUUUGUCUCUUUGUGUCCUUUGCAUGGCUGAUUCCAUUUUAUGUGAUGUUUAUGGGCACAAUUACAACAUCAAUGUCGAGAAUAUGUGGCUCACACAUACCAAAGAUCUACUGUGUCAACUUGUUAGUUUCUAAUCUAGCUUGCUCUGCCUCUCUAGCUAAAAUUAUCAUUCCAGCUUUUAAUUAUACUUUCUAUUUUGGCCAUUUCGUUUUCAUUAUUUGGUCUUAUGUAUAUCUGAUCAGGACAAGCUCAGGAUCUAGAGCGGGGAGGGCAAAGUUCAUGCAAACAUGUUUGCCACACUUAUUUUGUUUACUUGCUUUAGUUAUGUGUUUGCUCUUUGAUUUGUUGUACAUGCGAUUCGGCUCUAAGGACUUAUCACAAAUUAUCCAGAAUUUCAUGGCAAUAGAAUUCCUCCUCAUUCCUCCCAUCUUAAAUCCUGUCAUAUACGGUUUAAAAUUGACACAAAUAAGAAACAGGAUUAUUCAGUUCCUCCUGUGUCCUCAACACCUUUAA